UUUUAGUCUGCGAGUCGCCGCCAUUACGACCUCACUUGUUAGGCUGACAUACAUUCAUGGCAGAUGAGGCUGAACUCUUGGAUUAUGAGGACGAAGAGCAAGAGACCGUUCAAGAACCAAGGCCCAACGGAGAGGCACCUGCUAAGAAAGGUGUGAAGGGCGCUUAUGUCACCAUCCACAGUUCGGGUUUCCGUGACUUCAUCCUUAAACCAGAGUUGUUGAGAGCCAUCGUUGACUGUGGCUUUGAACAUCCAUCAGAAGUCCAGCAUGAAUGUAUUCCUCAGGCGAUUUUAAGUAUGGACGUUUUGUGUCAGGCAAAAUCCGGUAUGGGAAAGACUGCAGUAUUCGUUAUUGCCACCCUGCAACAACUCGAUCCUGAAGGAGAAGCCAACACAACUGUUUUGGUCCUUUGUCACACAAGAGAACUCGCCUUUCAAAUAAGUAAAGAAUAUGAACGCUUCUCCAAAUACAUGCCUAAAAUCAAAGUAGGGGUAUUCUUUGGUGGGAUGCCGAUACGCAAGGACAUCGAAACCUUGACAAAAUCUCCAGUUCACAUCGUUGUCGGAACUCCCGGUCGUAUUUUGGAUCUUGUGAGAAGCAAAACACUGAAGCUGCAAAACGUGAAGCAUUUCAUCAUUGACGAGUGUGACAAGAUGCUGGAUACGCUCGAUAUGCGCCGUGAUGUGCAAGAGAUAUUCCGCAUGACUCCGCACCAAAAACAAGUUAUGAUGUUCAGUGCAACAAUGAGCAAAGAAAUCCGUCCUGUAUGCAGAAACUUUAUGCAAGACCCGUUAGAAAUCUUUAUCGAAAAUGACUCAAAGUUGACCCUGCACGGCCUUCGGCAGCACUAUGUUAAGGUCAAGGAGAACGAGAAGAACAGGAAAUUGUUCGAGCUCCUUGAUGAGCUGCAGUUCAACCAGGUGAUUAUCUUUGUCAAAUCAGUGCAACGGUGCAUGGCGCUAGCUCAGUUAUUAGUUGAUCAGAACUUCCCUGCUAUUGCGAUGCAUCGGAAUAUGGCACAAGAAGAGCGUUUGGAGCGUUAUCAAGCCUUCAAAAAUUUCCAAAAACGACUGCUGGUUGCAACUAAUCUCUUUGGUCGGGGUAUGGAUAUUGAACGUGUCAACAUAGUCUUCAACUACGAUAUGCCAGAGGACUCCGAUACAUACUUACAUCGAGUUGCUCGAGCCGGUCGAUUUGGAACCAAAGGAUUGGCUAUAACAUUCAUAUCAGAUGAGUUGGAUGCAAAAGUUCUCAAUGAAGUACAAAACCGUUUUGAAGUCAAUAUUAGCGAGCUUCCAGAUGUUAUGGAAAUAUCCAGUUAUAUGGAAGAUCGCUGAGUAGCUGUAUUUACUUGUACAUUGUUUUCAGUCCUGUCUAUAUUUCAAAUGCAAAUUUUCAUCAACUGAGUUUUACUUAUUGUAUGGAAGUAAUCAGAAUCAACUAAAUGUUGCGGCCAUGGGAGUACUAGUUCGGUUUUCAGAUCAACGCCUUUCUGCACACCAGUUACCCUAUCGGUAUUGAAUUUGAUUAGACAUGUGGAAAACACGUUGCCCUCAGUCUUCAUGGAGGAGAAAAGUAACAAGUCUGGAGGAAUCUGUAUUAUAACAUGGCGCACAUGUCCUGGCCGUCCACAGGUGAUUUUGGAUGGACCUCUUCGUUUUACUGUCUCCAUCAUUUUACUGAAUGCAGAAUUACAAUGUCUGAUUUAGGAAAUUUAUGCAACUGUAAAAAUCUCUAUACAUGUACAGCCUGGGAUUUAUAAAACUCGGAAAGUGUGACAACUCGAACUGCUUCACUUGUGGACAAAGUUCUGUGCUGAAAUCAGUCAGUCAACCAUCCAAGAUAGUCAUGAAGUGAACAAGACAAGUGAGACUAGAAGUAAUAAUUUAUUGUGACAAAAUACAAUAUACAUUAAGGAAAUCAUAAGCCUUAAAUGAAUCGUAUAAUUUGCAAAUAUCUUUCUUGCCUUCAUUAUUUUAUUGGAUUCUUCUAAGUCUGUUGUCACCUUUUCCUCACUUCUCUACUUCCUUGACUUUUCCGUUGACACUAAAUUAGUAUUGUUUGUGGCGUGACAGUGUAUUAUUUAUGUUUAUAAGUAGCACACUACACAGUAAGUAUCACUAUCAGUUUUGAUGAUCGCUCCGUAUAAUUUUCAAUAUGAACGGCUUUUAGGAAUUAUUAUAGUUGAGACAAAUAAAAUGUACCGAACAAUGAAUUACUAUUUAUGGAAGCUCUUUAAUUUCCCGUUGUUUGAUUCUGCUGAAGUAAAGUACUCAGUCACUGUUGGCAUAUCACCAACUUAUACCAGGCUAUGACGAUGCCUUGAGAUUAAUUUAAUGGGUACUGGUUACGAGUUUCAAUGGAUCAGCACUACUCACUUCAGUGCAGCCGAAGAGACUUGAAAAGAGAGAAACAUGGAUCCUGGAUUCAACUGCUAGCCAUCAAUAACUAAAUAUAGUCAGUUACGACUAUUAAUAGUUAUAUUAGGAUGAAAUAAUUUUUACUGAUUGUCAUACUAAAUCAUAUGACAAUGAAUGACUUAUUAACAUUAAAUCACGUUCAUCUUUAAAAAUAAGCAUUUACCAAUUGUUCGCAAAUUUUUUUUUGAAUAAACUACAUAUCGAAUGUGAUAUGACAUCAUAACGAUUCAAGUUACUUCAUAUUACACUGUUAUAUUAAGUUGGAGAAAAUAUUGAAAGGAAUUUGUUUAUAAAUCACCAAAAAUACCCAUUGAGUAAUGAAGGAAAUAAAAG
Trichobilharzia szidati is the source of this 2753-nucleotide messenger RNA. Lineage: Eukaryota; Metazoa; Platyhelminthes; Trematoda; Strigeidida; Schistosomatidae. The record is from the annotation of a GenBank genome assembly.